Messenger RNA from Microthlaspi erraticum, 762 nucleotides. The record is from the annotation of a GenBank genome assembly. NCBI's taxonomy places the organism in Eukaryota, Viridiplantae, Streptophyta, Magnoliopsida, Brassicales, Brassicaceae.
AUGGCAAUAGCAAACAUCUUGGAUCGAUCUACAACCGCCUACAAGCCCUUGAAGGAUCAUCUCAUGCCAACUACAAGAGAGAGAGGAGUCCAACACCCAACCACCCUCCCUUUUAUUGUAAUGCCAUCACAAGAAGAAGCACUACUCAAGUCCAUGAAGGACAAUGAAGAAGAAGAAAGAGAGUAUGAGGAACAAUUGAAUGAUGAAGAUGAAGAGCAGAGCAUCGACAUCAAUGCUUCCCCAAAACAGAGCAUGGAUACACCAAGCCCUAGAGACCCUCGUUUCUCACCAAGAAGUCAAGCUUCUACACUUCCAAGACUGGAAGCAAUGCAAAGACCAUCACCACCUACUGAAGAAGAAGAUACUUGGCAGUAUGAUCCCAUUGAUCCCAACAAGAUAAGCCCCAUGAAGCUUAAAGAGUUCAAUGCUAAGGUGAAAUCACUUCCAUUCUAUGUCACUUUUGAAGAAGCUUGGGAUAAACAUGGUCUAGUGGAGUUCUUUUUCACAACUAGUGAAAACAAAGAAGAGAUACACCAACUUUUCAGGAAGGCUCGAUUUCCCCUUGCCCCUCAUGGAGUCAAUCAACCACCAUCACCACCAUCAUCACCACCACCUCAGUGGUAUGUCAAUUCCAUAUCAAGAGAGAAGCUUGCUGAGUUCAACCAGUUUGUCCAAACUCUUCCAGCCAGCAUGUCUUUCAAAGAAGCUUGGCGCCACUACCCAUUCACCACCUUUCUUCCACAACUGCAAGGAGACUCCUGA